This is a messenger RNA of Maniola jurtina (meadow brown), 952 nucleotides long. RefSeq lists its product as uncharacterized. Bases 274 to 858 code for a protein of 194 amino acids. The transcript is spliced from 4 exons. The record is from RefSeq and is a predicted model, not a curated record. NCBI's taxonomy places the organism in Eukaryota, Metazoa, Arthropoda, Insecta, Lepidoptera, Nymphalidae.
CGAGCCACGGGUGGCCGGUGGCUCUAAUCAAAUAAAUCGGUUUGAAGUUUGAAUUUUAUUAAAGGAUUUUCUUUUUAAAAAAUAUAUCUCAGCCCAAUAAUAAAAUAAUAAAUUAAUAUCUAGUAUUUUCGGAUGUAAGUAUUAGAAUUCAGAGCCAUUUAUCGAGUUAGAGAUAACUACUUUAUAUGGAACCAUAGAAACCAAUAAACGGAUUUCAUGAAUUUCUGGUAACGAAGAGGUUCUAGGAAAUAAUUAAAUACUUAAAAUAGAGAAAUGGAAUCUAAGUUUGAUGAAGAAGUGCAAGCAAAUAUUCCAGAACCGUUAGGCGAGGAAACUGAAUUAAAAAUAAGACCCUUAGAACGUAUAACACGUCAUCCCAAAGCCCCCAUAGAACCUUCGGCGUAUGGAAAAGGAAGGAACUUUAGUCGGCCUUGGAUCCUUCAGGAUGGGCGCGGAAUUCCUGGUCAAGGGAGUGAAAUGCGUGAUCAAUAUAGAAUUCCUAAAAAACCUCGACAUCACGAAGGUAUCCGUAAACGUAUGCUAACGGAUUUCUUCUGGGAGCAGAUGUUGGACGAAGUGAUCGAGGAACUAGCCACCUCGCAGCCGGUUGUCGAAUACUGCUCGGAAUAUGAUGCCAAUUUUAUAAAGGACCAAUUCGAGCCUCGGAAUUUGGAGGUGACUGCAGAUAAGGACAUGCAUCUUAAAUAUCCCUUGUACGGCACUGGAUCGAGCGCCAUAACUUUUUACAGCGAGAACAUCAAAAAGACUGGUCCUGGAGAGAUAUUGGAGAAGUUUCGAAGAUGCCAAUACUUUACGAAACCAAUGGAAGAGAGACUCGAUAAUGGCUGGGUUUUGUAAUGUUACUAAUUAAUAAUUUACUUUUUCUAUCAUGUAUCACUAUCAUUUUUCUGUCUAUUUGUUGAGUAAAAAUAAAGUAUCAUCUUUGAAAUAA